AUGGCCCCACGCCGGCUGGGAACAACCAGGGAACUCACCGGAGUUAGGGGCUGCCAGGGCUACAGGCAAAGAAAACAGGGAAGGGCUGAGCAGGUUCCAGAGCUGUCAACAAUUAAAAUGACAGUGCAGCAGCACACGAAAGGCCUCGGGCUGGUUUGGGGUAAAAGCAGCAGGUUUUGUCCCCAGCUGGUGUUGGUUUUUGCCCAGGUGAACGAUGCUGAGAGCACGGUGUCGGUGGAGUUCACCCCCACCAUCCCACACUGCAGCAUGGCCACCCUGAUCGGCCUCUCCAUAAAGGUCAAACUGCUUCGGUCUCUGCCUGAGAGGUUCAAGCUGGAUGUUCAUAUAACACCAGGAACACAUGCCUCUGAGCACGCAGUUAAUAAACAGCUUGCUGAUAAAGAACGUGUGGCAGCUGCUUUGGAGAACUCUCACCUCCUGGAAGUGGUGAAUCAGUGUUUGUCUGCUCGGUCAUAAUUGCCUGAUGAGGAAAUCACUGGUAUUCUGCUCUGUUAAACUAAUUUUGUAUUUAUGUGGUGGUGUUACACUAUACAUAUAGCUGUGAGUAAAAUAAAAUCACUUGGAUUUUCUUGA
Molecule: messenger RNA, 594 nt
Organism: Manacus vitellinus (golden-collared manakin)
Lineage: Eukaryota; Metazoa; Chordata; Aves; Passeriformes; Pipridae
Gene: CIAO2B
Product: cytosolic iron-sulfur assembly component 2B
Exons: 4
Coding region: 1-477 (158 amino acids)
Biological process (GO): iron-sulfur cluster assembly
Cellular component (GO): cytosolic [4Fe-4S] assembly targeting complex
Source: RefSeq, a predicted model, not a curated record